ACCCAAUAAAUCAACUCAAGCACAGCAGCUCUUUCUCCUGAAAUCCUUCUACGUUCUACGACAGAAAACUGUAGCAAGAAUUGCAUCAUUAUACUGCUUAAAAAACAUUCUUUUCAUCAAUGGAGAUAGAAGCAGUUCUAGCAGCAGCAGAAGGAGCUGCUAAGGCCUGUGAUUUCUCCCCGGACCUGGAAACUGGGAUGGUGGUGAAGAGCAGUCCCAGUAAUUGUGGAGUAGAAGCUGAGAAAGGUGGUGGAUAUCUGGUUUGGAAGUGUUUGACUGUGGUGAUUCCAAACUUUGGAGAUGGACCAACAAAAAGGUUGCUUAAUGGCAUUACUGGUUAUGCUCAACCUGGUAGAGUCUUGGCUAUCAUGGGUCCUUCUGGCUCGGGCAAAUCCACUCUUCUUGAUUCUUUGGCUGGUAGACUUUCUUCGAAUCUUGUCAUGACCGGUGACGUCCUCCGUAAUGGACGAAAAGCAAAGCUCAACAACGGUGCAGCGGCCUACGUAACACAGGAAGAUUUAUUAAUGGGAACUCUUACGGUACGAGAAACAAUAACAUAUUCAGCACAACUGAGGUUACCCAGCAACCUUACACGAUCCGACGUAGACGAAAUCGUAGAAAACGUGAUGAUGGAAAUGGGGCUUCAAGAAUGCGGCGAUCACCUGAUCGGAAACUGGCACCUGAGGGGCAUUAGCGGCGGGGAGAAGAAGAGGCUGAGCAUUGCGCUGGAAAUUCUUACGCAGCCUCGUCUGUUGUUCCUCGACGAGCCCACCAGCGGUCUGGACAGCGCCGCCGCGUUUUUCGUCGUACAUGUCCUGAAGAACGCCGCGUUAUGUGGCAGAACGGUCGUCUGUUCCAUUCACCAGCCGAGCAGUGAGGUUUUUGCUCUGUUUGACGAUCUUUGCCUUUUGUCCUCCGGCGAAACCAUUUAUUUUGGAGAAGCGAAAUCAGCUGUUGAGUUCUUCGCGGAUUCUGGAUUUCCAUGCCCAACCAGAAGGAACCCGUCUGAUCAUUUUCUUCGUUCCAUCAAUUCUGACUUCGAUCAUGUCACUGAAACGCUUAUUGGGUCUCAAAGGAUUAAGGACCCUAGAGAAUCUUCGGGUUCGACAGUAUAUUUGCCUACUUCGGAGAUCAGGGCAAGACUUCUUCAGAAGUACAGAUAUUCAAAGUAUGCCAGCCGCACAAAAUCCAGAGCUCAAGAGAUGUCUUCAGUGAAAGGAUUUGGAAUUGAAGAUGAACUAGGUGGAAGCCAGGCAAGAUGGUGGAUGCAGCUUGUGACAUUGAUAAGGAGGUCAUCCAAAAACAUGUCCAGAGAUUUCGGAUAUUAUUGGUUAAGAAUCAUUAUCUAUCUCAUCGUAUCCACUUCCGUUGGCACCGUGUUCUACAACGUCGGGACUAAUCAUAGUGCAGUUCUUGCGAGGGGCGCUUGCGGAGGAUUUAUUUCAGGGUUCAUGAGUUUCAUGUCCAUUGGUGGCUUCCCAUCCUUCAUUGAAGAAAUGAAGAUAUUUUAUAAAGAGAGAAGAAAUGGGCAUUAUGGAGUUGGGUUGUUUAUUCUGUCAAACUUUAUAUCUUCACUCCCAUUCCUGGCUUUAAUGUCAUCUAGCUCAGCAGCCAUUACCUACCAUCUGGCAAGGUUUCACCCCGGCUUCUUCCAUUUCAUAUACGCUGUGAUUAUGCUUCUAAGCUCCAUAGCUGUUAUAGAGAGCUGCAUGAUGGUGGUGGCUUCUUUUGUUCCUAAUUUCACUAUGGGACUCGUCAUUGGAGCUGGACUUAUUGGGCUUAUGAUGGCUUCGUCUGGGUUUUUCCGGUUAUUGCCCGAACUUCCAAAGGUUUUCUGGCGAUAUCCAGUUUCAUAUGUGAAUUUCAUGUCAUGGGCUCUGCAGGGAGCAUACAAGAACGACAUGCUAGGUCUAGAAUUCGACGCCAUGAACAUCGGCGAGCCAAAGCUGACCGGAGAAGGAAUCAUCACAGGGAUUCUUGGCCUAUCUGUGGCGCACUCGAAGUGGUGGGAUUUAGCAAUAGUCAUAGCCAUCCUCAUCAGCUACAGAGUUUUAUUCUUCAUUGUUCUCAAGUUUAGGGAGGGAGCAUUGCCGUACGUCCACAAUCUUCACACCAAAACUACUCUCCAUCGCAUCAGCAAACGGGCGUCUUUUAGGAAAACGCCAUCUUUUGCGACGUCAAAGAGACAUCAUCACGCUAUCAACUCCUUGUCUUCCCAAGAAGGCCUUAAUUCUCCCAUCAGUUGACCACACUAUACUUGAGUUACAUUGUAUGGUUUAAUAUCAUUUGUCAUGCAAUACUUUGUCAAAAAGUAGUUCAGUUUAUGAUGAAACUUGUGAUUAUGCCCUCCUCUAUGCAGUGUCAUCAUUUUUAAAUCAUGAUGCUUAUUGAUUAGUUAUAAUCAAACGACAGUAAUAAUACUAGUAAUAAUAUAAUCUAAUUUAAGAGGA
Molecule: messenger RNA, 2450 nt
Organism: Cuscuta europaea
Lineage: Eukaryota; Viridiplantae; Streptophyta; Magnoliopsida; Solanales; Convolvulaceae
Source: the annotation of a GenBank genome assembly